ACAGGCUAAGUUUGUGUAGUUUGAAACACGCCUAGUCUGUCGAAAAAGAAAAAUGCGCAUAUUGCCAUCUCUUUUGUGUGCGAUCCUUUUGGAAUAGAUAUCCACGCGUAAAUAACUAUUUAUUCGUUGAACAAUAAACACUUGAUUCAAAAUAAGCAUUUUUAAUUUGAUUUUAUUCCGUUUUAGCGAAGCAAGGCCUCAGGUUGUUUAUCUGGUCUUUACUUUAGGACAGCGAGGAUAACCAGCCUGCCGCUCUCCUUCCACACUGAGCCCAAGCCUAUACUGACUGGGUCCUGAUUGUGACAAAGAAGUUCCCUGGGCACCGCAGGAGAGAUGGCAUCAGUGAAAGAAAGCAGUCAAACUCUCCGGCUGAAUAUCAUCACAAAAGAUAUAGAAGAGGAAGUGAAGAUUUGGGAAUGCGAUGAUUACGCAGAAGAGAGUCCAGAGAUGGCGUCAGUGAAGUUGGCAGACAGCAGUCAAACACUUGGGCUGAAUGUCACCUUUAAAGAAGAGAAGGAUGACUUUGGGGAAUCUGAUCAUGGAGAGACCCCUAACUCCUCUGACCAAGUUGAGACAUUUCCUGCUUCAGUCAAGCAUCGUUGGAAAGUGAGCAAAGUGAAGAGGUCUCACCACUGUCCUCACUGUGAGAAAAUUUUCCCUUUCCUUUCAUAUCUUGAAAGACACGUGCGAAAACAUUCUGGAGAGAAGCCUUACUCGUGCUCUGACUGUGGGAUGAGUUUCUCUCAACUGAGUGGCUUGAAUGUGCACCAGCGAACACACACCGGAGAGAAGCCUCACCACUGUCCUCACUGUGAGGAGAGUUUCCCAUUCCCAUCAUAUCUUGAAAGACAUCUGCGUAAACAUUCUGGAGAGAAGCCUUAUUCCUGCUCUGUCUGUGGGAUGAGUUUCUCUCAACGCAGUGGUUUGAAUGUGCACCAGCGAUCACACACUGGAGAGAAGCCUCACCACUGUCCUCACUGCGAGGAGAGUUUCCCAUUCCCAUCAUAUCUUGAAAGACAUCUGCGUAAACAUUCUGGAGAGAAGCCUUAUUCCUGCUCUGACUGUGGGAUGAGUUUCUCUCAACUGAGUGGCUUGAAUGUGCACCAGCGAACACACACUGGAGAGAAGCCUCACCACUGUCCUCAGUGUAAGGAGAGUUUCCCAUUCCCAUCAUAUCUUGAAAGACACAUGCGGAAACAUUCUGGAGAGAAGCCUUAUUCCUGCUCGGUCUGUGGGAUGAGUUUCUCGCAACUGAGUGGCUUGAAUGUGCACCAGCGAACACACACUGGAGAGAAGCCUCACCGCUGUCCUCACUGUGAGAAGAGUUUCCCAUUCCCAUCAUAUCUUGAAAUACACCUGCGUAAACAUUCUGGAGAGAAACCGUACUCCUGCUCUGACUGUGGGAAAUGCUUCACAACAUCAAGUCAUCUAACCUCUCAUCGGAUAACUCACACAGGGGAGAAGCCUUACUCCUGCUCUGACUGUGGGAAGAGUUUCCCAUUCCCAUCAUAUCUUGAAAGACACCUGCGGAAACAUUCUGGAGAGAAGCCUUACUGCUGCUCUGACUGCGGGAAAUGCUUCACCACAUCAAGCAAUCUAACACUUCAUCAGAGUGCACACAGGGGAGAAGCCUUACUAAUGAUCUGACGAGUGUGGAAGAAUCUCAUCUGGACAGCCUGAACCUUCACAAGUAAAACACACAGGAGAAAAACCUGACUCCUGCUCUAACCGUGGGGAAGGAUUUCACCUCACCAAGUCAUCUAACCGUUCAUAAGAGAGUGCACACAGGGGGAAAAACCUGACUCCUGCUCUAACCGUGGGGAAAGAUUUCACCUCACCAAGUCAUCUAACCGUUCAUAAGAGAGUGCACACAGGGGAAAAACCUGACUCCUGCUCUAACCGUGGGGAAGGAUUUCACCUCACCAAGUCAUCUAACCGUUCAUAAGAGAGUGCACACAGGGGAAAAAAAAGCCUUAUCAAUGUUCUGAAUGUGGGUAUCUUCAAACACCACCAGCGAAUAAGUACAGGAGAGAAGUCGUACUCUUGUCCUGACUGUGAGAAGUGCUUCACCUCAUUGAACACUUGACUGAUUCAUCAUAGCACUAUAUCUGCUACGUCUGAUCAAUUACACUGUAAAAUUACAUUGUGCUGCCCUUUUUAUAGACCUGUGGAAGUCUUUCGAUUGUGUUGACCAAGUUUCCUUUAGUACUAAAGGUGCCCCUGCCCCCCCAGGGUCGAUUUUGGGCCCUGUACUUUUUACUAUCUAUAUAAACACUAUUGGUUUGUAAGAAAUUGUAACCUCCACUUGUAUGUGGACGAUACUGUAGUGUAUUCUGUUCACAAGGAUCGUCCAGAACUACAAUCUGCCUUAUGUUUUGCAGAAAGCCUUUGUUGAACUGAAGUUGGUACUUAAUGCAGGUAACCAGGUGUAUGUUAUUUUCAAAAACACUUAAAUGUAUUUGAUGUUUUAUCCAUAUAUAUAUAUAUUCAUUGGAUGGUGACAACAUUGAUAGUGUCCCUGUUUAUUAUAAUAAUACAUGGGACUUAUUUAUGUCGCUUUUACCAUUGUGGAAACUAAACAGAAAACAAGACCAUGAAACCAAGGGGGAGGGGCUUAAAGGGAAACGAGUGUGAUGUCAGUGUGGGGGAGGAGUUCGGCUGCAGAGUUCUGAACCAUUUGGAGCUUAUGGAGGGAGCUUGCGUUGAUGCCUGGAGAUUAGUGAGUUGCAGUGGUCGGGACGGGAGAUGAUAAAUGCUUGGAUCUGGGUUUCAGCGACAGAUGUAGUGGUGGAAAGAGGGUGUAGUCCAGGAUAACACCUUGGUUGAGGCAGAGACAAUGGUAUCAUCAAUGGUUAGGAGAUCGUUAACAUUUGUGUAAAAUGACAUAAGUAUUGAUACAUAUUUGAAUUCAAUCUAUUAAAGAUAUAUGGAACUGUUUGGUCAA
Messenger RNA from Oncorhynchus nerka (sockeye salmon), 2944 nucleotides. Its product is annotated as oocyte zinc finger protein XlCOF6.1-like. Bases 334 to 1647 code for a protein of 437 amino acids. Gene Ontology annotation, cellular component: nucleus. Gene Ontology annotation, biological process: urogenital system development; embryo development; regulation of transcription by RNA polymerase II. The transcript is spliced from 4 exons. Lineage: Eukaryota; Metazoa; Chordata; Actinopteri; Salmoniformes; Salmonidae. Gene Ontology annotation, molecular function: RNA polymerase II transcription regulatory region sequence-specific DNA binding; DNA-binding transcription factor activity, RNA polymerase II-specific. The record is from RefSeq and is a predicted model, not a curated record.